GUACAUGCGUUCAGGGUGGUGUCCCAGGGUCUCCUCAUAGCUGCAAGGAGGGUGCCAAGGGACUGCGAGGAUGUCACGGAGAGGAUGCUGAGGGGGCUCUGAACAGGAUGCAGGGGGAUCACAGCAUGGUGCUGCGGGGCAUUAGGAGGACCUUUAGCUCCCAGGCACUGGAAUGUAGGAGGGAAAGCUUUCCCUGCAUCCUCUGCCAGGAGGAAGCAUGCUGGGGGAUUCCCCCAAGGAGCCGUGGAAUGCCCAUGACCACACAGGGCAGCAUGACUUCUGGACUUGCCUUGCCCUACAGACCCAGGUGUGACAUAGUGGGGGGGAGGCAAGGGGAUCUGAGCAGCCACAUCUGCAGCGCUGGGGGCGAGCAGAACUGCUCCAGCUCCAGCCUCCAGCCGACUGAGCCGCCUGUGGGUACCCCAGUAUCCAUGGAGAUGGGAGGAUGCUUUCCCCCCCUCCCCCCUUUCCUUCGAGCCGCUGCCGCAUCCGCAAGCAGUGGUGACGGCGGCACAGGAGCAAUGCUCAGCGGCGGGGACCCCCGGCUGGAGGAAACCUCCUUCCCCACCUCCCGAUGCAGGCGCUGCAGCACCCGGAGCCAAGCAGGGACCCCUCCAAUGGCAGCUGGGCUAACGCCAGUGAGAGCUACCUCCUGAAGGAAAAUUACACCUUCUUGGCAUACUACCAGCACUCCUCACCUGUGGCUGUGAUGUUUAUCCUAGCCUACACCUUCAUCUUCCUCAUGUGCAUGAUUGGCAACAUCCUGGUGUGCUUCAUAGUGGUGAAGAACCGUCAGAUGCGGACGGUCACCAACAUGUUCAUUCUCAACCUUGCCAUCAGUGACCUGCUGGUGGGCAUCUUCUGCAUGCCUACAACCCUGGUGGACAACCUCAUCACAGGGUGGCCCUUUGAUAAUGCCAUGUGCAAAAUGAGUGGCCUGGUACAGGGCAUGUCUGUCUCUGCUUCUGUUUUCACGCUGGUGGCCAUCGCGGUGGAGAGGUUUCGCUGCAUCGUCCACCCCUUCCGGCAGAAGCUGACGCUGAGGAAAGCCCUGGUGACCAUUGCCAUCAUCUGGGUGCUGGCCCUGCUCAUCAUGUGCCCCUCUGCCAUCACCCUAACUGUCACCAGGGAAGAGCACCACUUCAUGGUGGACACCUACAACAACUCCUACCCACUGUACUCCUGCUGGGAGGCCUGGCCCGAGACAGAGAUGAGGAAGAUCUACACCACCAUCCUUUUCUCCCACAUCUACGUGGCACCCCUUGCCCUCAUUGUUGUCAUGUAUGCUCGCAUCGCCUUCAAGCUCUUCAAGUCAGCAGCACCUGCCCGCAGCACCCGGCCUGAGGAGCCCGAGGGGAGGAAGGUGUCCCGUAGGAAGGCCAAGGUCAUCAACAUGCUCAUCAUCAUGGCCCUCUUCUUCACUCUCUCCUGGUUGCCCCUCUGGACACUGAUGCUGCUGACAGACUAUGGUAACCUCAGCGAGCGCCAGCUGCACCUGGUCACCGGCUAUAUCUUUCCCUUUGCUCACUGGCUGGCCUUCUUCAACAGCAGCGCCAACCCUAUCAUCUAUGGAUACUUCAAUGAGAACUUCCGACGAGGCUUCCAGGAGGCCUUUAGGGCCCCUUUCUGCUUGCCACCACGCCGGCGGCACCGUGGGCCCUAUGGUGCCCGCAACCGUGUCUUCACCCAGCCCCAGGCCAGCGACUCUCCCCCCCACUCGGAAUCGAGGCCGCUGGCAUCCCGACGGGCUGGCAUCCCUGCAUGGAAUGGCUGAGCAGCUGUGGCCACCAGUUUGUCUGAUAGAUGUGGGUCUAGAUGGGGACCUCGUGCAUGGCAAUAUACUAGGGAGGAAACCCCGUAUUGUUGUGGGUUUGGGGUCUUGAUGUGAUGAUUAGUGAGUGUCCAACCCAAGGGCUUGUUGGGGAGUGGAAGGGAGUAGGGAUUUACAAAGUUAUUGAA
Molecule: messenger RNA, 1959 nt
Organism: Tympanuchus pallidicinctus (lesser prairie-chicken)
Lineage: Eukaryota; Metazoa; Chordata; Aves; Galliformes; Phasianidae
Gene: NPFFR1
Product: neuropeptide FF receptor 1
Exons: 4
Coding region: 575-1774 (399 amino acids)
Biological process (GO): G protein-coupled receptor signaling pathway
Cellular component (GO): membrane
Molecular function (GO): peptide binding; neuropeptide receptor activity
Source: RefSeq, a predicted model, not a curated record